Molecule: messenger RNA, 1752 nt
Organism: Dryobates pubescens (Downy woodpecker)
Lineage: Eukaryota; Metazoa; Chordata; Aves; Piciformes; Picidae
Gene: VGLL4
Product: vestigial like family member 4
Exons: 5
Coding region: 284-1168 (294 amino acids)
Biological process (GO): negative regulation of DNA-templated transcription
Molecular function (GO): transcription coactivator binding
Source: RefSeq, a predicted model, not a curated record
UUAAUUGGAAAAAGACUUGAAAAUUUUUAGACAGUCUUCUUUGUACUGAAGGACACAGUAAAGUUUAGUUUCGCGAAGUUUGGAAGGGCGAGCGUGCGUGCGUGUGUGCUUCAAUCGCUCCAGCUCUCCUCUCUACGCUCUGCUGUGGUGAGCCGAAGGCUGGGCCUUGUGCUGGUGAAGUUUGGGAAGCCGGGAGAGCCCUCGGCACCCUCUGCUCGGCCUCCUCCUCUUCCCUGAACUCGGGCGAACGCAGGCGAGCGGGUCUCUUCUGCUAGCCCGAUAAAUGCUAUUUAUGAAGAUGGACCUGUUGAACUACCAGUACUUGGACAAGAUGAACAACAAUAUCGGCAUUCUGUGCUAUGAAGGUGAAGCAGCUCUAAGAGGGGAGCCCAGAAUGCAGUCUCUUCCCGUGGCCUCUGCUCUCACCAACCACCGAACAGGCCCUCCUCCCAUCAGUCCCAACAAGAGGAAGCUCAGCAUGGACCAAGGGGAUGAGGAGCUGGACUGUGAAAACGACCAUGUUUCUAAAAUGAGUCGAAUGUUCAAUCCGCAUCUAAACAAGACUGCCAACGGAGAUUACCGGAAGGAGCACCGGGAGAGGAGCCGCAGCCCAAUCGAAAGGGCUGCUGCCCCAACAAUGAGCCUCCAUGGCAAUCAUGUCUACACCUCAAUCCCCAGCCUGACCAUGGAUCAACCUCUAGCACUGACCAAAAACAGCACGGAUGCAACCCGCACGGUCGGCAUCACCCCUACACUGACUUCUGUGGAACGGCAGCAGAACCGUCCAUCUGUCAUCACCUGUGCUUCUGCCAGCACCCGGAACUGUAACCUCUCCCACUGCCCCAUUGCCCACAGCGGCUGUGGCUCUGCCGUGCCUGCCUACAGAAGACCCUCCAGCACUACCACCGCUUGUGACCCGGUGGUGGAAGAGCACUUCCGCCGAAGCCUGGGCAAGAACUACAAGGAGCCUGAGCCAGUGGCAAACUCCGUGUCCAUCACGGGGUCAGUGGAUGACCACUUUGCCAAAGCACUUGGGGAUACCUGGCUUCAGAUCAAAGCUGCCAAGGACGGCGUCUCCAGCAGUCCAGAGUCUGCCUCACGGCGGGGCCAGUCUUCCCCCUCCUCUCACAUGGUCAAUCAUAAUCACUCGCCCUCCGUGGUCUCCUGAGGAGAGGACCCUUGCCUCGUGAAUCUGCAUGGUUUGACUGAGCUUGGAACAGUGCUGACAAUAGUGUUGGGGGAGGGAGAUUAGUUUUCGACACCUGGGUUCAUGUACUCACUUUUCCUUUUGUCAAAGGGUGCCCUUCGAGACGAUAGCAGGAACUAUUUCAUAACGAUCCAUACGAUGUAGCAUCCUUUUUCCUGCCUCAGUUACCAAAGAAACCUCCGCUGCAAAUCCGCUGCCCCUCCCGAGCGUACCGCGCGCUAACCCACAAAAGCCAUCACGCAUAGUUGGUUGACCCAAACGCUCCUUGCUUCCAUUAGCUUCUCGAGACUAGAAUUUGUCUGGUUUGCUUCCAUUGCUUUGGGGUUGGUUGGUUGUUUUUUUGUGUUCCUUUUCCCUCUGUGAAGUACUUUUGUAUGUAUAUACUUGAAAAGAACUGUCAUGUGUGAUUUGCACUAUUGGAGGAGGACUGAAGUUGCGUAGCAGCUUUCCGGAAGACGCGAACAUUUUGAGGGCAAACUGCUGAAAAAAAGGGUUUAAGGAUGACAUUUCUAUCAGUUUGAGGUUUUAUUUUUGGUUUUGGUUUG